CGCACUCUUACACACGACCUUCUCGACGGAUCUCCCACGAACGACACUCAACACGGACGAGGGCUUCAAUUGCGCCAGCUGAAAGCGCCGCUUCCCAUACCAAUAAGCGCAAAUUCCGUUUUCCCAAACCCGCCAAAAUGAGGUCCCUCCUCCCUCUCCUGUCGCUCAGCGCAGUUGCGAACGCGCUAUACUUCUACAUCGAUGGAGUAACCCCCAAGUGCUUCUACGAGGAACUGCCCAAGGACACCCUGGUUGUUGGACACUAUACUGCAGAGGAGUGGGACGACCGAGCGCAAGGAUGGCAGAAGCAUGAUGGCAUCAGCAUCUACAUCUCCGUCGAUGAAAUCUUCGACAAUGAUCACCGCGUCGUCUCCCAGCGUGGCCAGGCCUCCGGUCGCUUCACCUUCUCCGCCGCCGAUUCUGGUGACCACAAGGUCUGCUUCACUCCCUCAUCGACCUCCGGCCGCCCAGGCUGGCUGUCGACCAAGAACCAGAACGGCGGUAUCAAAUUGACGCUUGACCUCGUUAUCGGUGAGACCAACCAGAUCGAAAGCAGCGACAAGAGCAAGAUCCAGGACAUCACGACACGUGUCAAGGACCUGAAUGCUCGAUUGAACGACAUCCGAAGGGAGCAGGUCUUCCAGCGAGAGCGAGAGGCUGAGUUCCGAGAUCAAUCCGAGUCGACCAACGGCCGCGUUAUUCGCUGGAUCCUUAUCCAGAUGGUUGUCCUGGGAAUUACUUGCACCUGGCAGCUUUCGCAUCUCCGAUCGUUCUUCAUUAAGCAAAAGCUGACUUAAUGGAAUCGUUCUGGGGCUGGACGUGAUGUACCUGGUUCAUAAGAGGAUUGUCGUAGGCCUUGAGCGUUGAUAGAGCAAUUCAGCAAGGUCUGGCAAGGAUAGGAUGGGAGUCUCUGGAAUAGGCGUCCCUUUUUGAGGGGCGUUUCUAAUGUUACAUAAAUGUUAUGAUACGUAGUGAGAGUGGCCGUUAAAAAAGAAUAUGGGGCGAUGAUAAUAUUGGCAA
Ilyonectria robusta is the source of this 1020-nucleotide messenger RNA. RefSeq names its product emp24/gp25L/p24 family/GOLD-domain-containing protein. Gene Ontology annotation, cellular component: COPII-coated ER to Golgi transport vesicle; endoplasmic reticulum; Golgi apparatus. The coding region runs from base 138 to 797 and encodes 219 amino acids. Gene Ontology annotation, biological process: endoplasmic reticulum to Golgi vesicle-mediated transport; Golgi organization; intracellular protein transport. NCBI's taxonomy places the organism in Eukaryota, Fungi, Ascomycota, Sordariomycetes, Hypocreales, Nectriaceae. The record is from RefSeq and is a predicted model, not a curated record. The transcript has 3 exons.